Molecule: messenger RNA, 627 nt
Organism: Durusdinium trenchii
Lineage: Eukaryota; Dinophyceae; Suessiales; Symbiodiniaceae
Source: the annotation of a GenBank genome assembly
AUGCUAAAAGCAAAGGCACCAGCAGACCUCCAAAACGCCAUAGAGGAAGAAAGACAGCGACAUCAGCUGCAGGAGCAACUUACUGCUGAGCGGAAGCGAGCGGCUGAGGCUUUAGAACAAUGCGCAGCUCUGAAGGCGCAGGAAGCUGAGCGCCAGCGGCAGCAGGAGAAGGCUGCUGCGGAGACUGUAGCAGAGGCCGCAAGGAGGAAAGUUUUGGAGGAGGAACUCGAUGCAGAGCGAAAGCGUGCCAAGGAAGCCAUGUCUGAGGUUCAUGAACUCAAGGCGCAGGCUCGCUUCAACAGUCUGAAGAUGGCGGAGGUCGAAAGUCAAUGCAAGAGUGCUGAGGAGAGACUGAAUGCAGAACGAGGAAAGGUCGAACAGGCCCGCGCAGAGUGCGAGUCGUUGAAGACACAGGCUCUUCUGCAGGACGAACUGUUCAGCUCGCCGGGGGCUUGGGGAGCUGUCGUGAGCAGGGAGCUUCGGGAAGAGAUGAAGCCGCUUGGACGCAGCCAGCCGCGCAGAAGAAGCAGAAAGAAGCUUGCAUGCGAAGCUGGAAAACGUCCAGGCAGAGCUGUAUCAAGAGAAGGCCCGCGCAGACCAAGAAGCAAAGAAGUGCGUCGCUGCUAG